Messenger RNA from Telopea speciosissima, 2289 nucleotides. Its product is annotated as translation initiation factor eIF-2B subunit delta-like. NCBI's taxonomy places the organism in Eukaryota, Viridiplantae, Streptophyta, Magnoliopsida, Proteales, Proteaceae. The transcript is spliced from 7 exons. The coding region runs from base 191 to 2245 and encodes 684 amino acids. The record is from RefSeq and is a predicted model, not a curated record.
AAAGUAUUCAAAUUCAGUAGCAACGGUGGUCAUUAAGUAAGAGAAGAUUUGAUUUCCAGUUUUCCAUCAGCAGUCGCUCAGCCACCGGAGAUUCUCAUUCUCAGAAUCAAUUCCAAUGCAAUCAAAAAGGUUAUUCUUGCUUUAGCAUCCAAACCCUCAAUUCUCAACCCUUCUUUACCUCCUUGCAUUCAUGGAACCUCGCAGAACUUCAAGAAUGGUCAUCGACCCCAAAGUCCGGCAAGUCGGCUUUGUGACCCUAGGCUCCGCCACCUCCACCGGUGGCGCUCCACCACCUGAUCGGACCAAAUCAGGCCCCGCCGCCCCAUCCUCGCAGGCGGUCUCCGACAUCUCGCCAUCCGGCAACUCUCUCUCCCCUGUCAUGAUACCCCCACCUCGCCACGCCUCUGACAACCUCUCAUCUUCUUUGGUUCUUCACAACUCGUCUCGUGCAGUUCCAGUUCAAGUUCCCAUGUCGCCUCUUCGUAGGACUUCGAUGGGUGAUGACAUGCCCCUUGGAAGCUACAACCCUUCUGAGUCACUUCUGGGUACCUCUCCUUCUCCUUCCAGUAAGCUUGAUGAUGGGGAUUUCUUUGAAGAGGAUGCUUCCACUGGUUGGAUUGUUGGGGGAAACCCUGGAAAGCUCGCUUCGUCUUUUCCCGGUGGUGGGUUCGAUUCUACUGCGACGAAAUCGAGUAAUUUUCUGCCAGCAAGUAAUCUGACCACUGCUACAGUGGUGAAAAUACCUCCUGACAAAAGUGGAGGACCCUUGGUGGAAGUACAGACCGAACAAGUGGCAAAACCUUCGAAAGAGAAAACAUCAAAAGCUGAAAGGCGUGCCCUUCAAGAGGCUCAACGAGCUGCCAAAGCAGCUGCUAAAGCUGAAGGAAAUAAAACAGCUACUACUUCUGGAGAGCCAACUGCAAUGAAUGUAAAACCAUCUAAAGCUGUGAAGGCUUCACAAAAGAAAGAUGUUACUACUGGAACAUCGUCUGUUGCAGCUUCAGAGAAGAAAGGAGGUGAUCGCCCGCCAGAAAAAGAUAGGAAGAAAGAUGUUCCUCCUCCACGCAUGCAAUUUGAUGACAAGCAACGGGUUGAAAAGGCUAAGAGGCGUGCAGUAGUCAAACAAACUGAAGUUAGGAACAGAGUUCAGUUGUUUAGGCACUUGCCUCAGUAUGAGCAUGGAACUCAACUUCCUGAUCUUGAGUCAAAGUUUUUCCUACUUGAUCCGAUGCAUCCUGCUAUUUACAAGGUUGGAUUACAGUAUUUAUCUGGAGAUAUAUCUGGUGGUAAUGCCCGUUGUAUUGCAAUGCUCCAAGCUUUCAAAGAAGCCAUUAGAGACUACUCCACACCUAUGGAAAAAAGUUUAAAUAGAGAUUUGACUGCAAAAAUCAGUAGUUACGUUUCAUUUUUUAUAGAAUGCAGGCCCCUUUCAAUUAGCAUGGGAAAUGCAAUUAGAGUUUUGAAGAAUCUAAUUGCCAAAUUACCUUUGACGCUUUCCGAGUCAGAAGCCAAAGCCACCCUUUGUGCAGAUAUAGAUCGUUUUAUAAAUGAGAAGAUAAUACUUGCAGACAAGGUGAUAGUCAGGCAUGCUGUGACAAAGAUUAGGAAUGGGGAUGUACUUCUCAUAUAUGGCUCAUCCUGUGUUGUUGAAAUGAUGCUAUUGUAUGCCCAUGAGCUGGGGAAACAGUUCCGUGUUGUAGUAAUAGACUCCCGUCCAAAGCUUGAAGGACAAGCAUUACUUCGUAGGUUGGUGGCAAAGGGCAUCAGCUGUACAUAUACACAUAUAAAUGCUGUUUCUUAUAUAAUGCAUGAAGUCACAAGGGUUUUUCUUGGGGCUGCUUCAGUUUUGUCUAAUGGAACAGUUUACUCAAGGGUUGGAACUGCAUGUGUGGCCAUGGUUGCUCAUGCAUUCCAUGUUCCAGUUUUAGUAUGCUGUGAAGCAUAUAAAUUUCAUGAAAGGGUGCAACUUGAUUCGAUUUGCUUUAAUGAACUAGGUGAUCCAGAUGCCAUUGCAAAAGUUCAUGGGAGAAAUGAUGUGAACUAUUUGGAUAAUUGCACUGGUCAUGAAAAUCUUCAACUUCUAAAUCUUAUGUAUGAUGUAACACCUUCAGAUUAUGUUUCAAUGAUUAUCACAGAUUAUGGCAUGGUCCCAACCACAAGUGUCCCUGCAAUUGUGCGAGAAUACCGAAGAGAAUGCUUAUGGAUAGAGGGGCCCAGCAUGGCCCAUUCCAUUAGAGAAGAAUGAUAUAUAUUUUUUGUUUCUCUUCCCCCCCCCCCCCCCCCUUUACU